AUGGCAAGAACAAGAACCGGCAAAUCCACGACGGCAAAGGAAAAGUCCUCGGCAUCAACAGCGUCAUCCUCCACAUCCAGAUAUAUACUCCCGACUUCUUCAGAGACACCGUCCAGAUUAUUCAUACUACCCAAAGAUGCGACUGCCGACGCUAGGAUAGUAGCACUACCAAACCCUCGAUAUGCAAAACCUACCCGUUAUCUCAUCUGCCCCAAAACGGGCAUAUACGAGUUUACCAGGAUCGCAGCCCCAAAGUCCUCCGGCCGAAGUUGGCUGAUAACUCAAGGGUACGCCAGCAGUACUGUUCUAGACGACGAGAAUGGCAAGCCGCGCAAAGCGUGCCUCCAGGCGGAGGUCAGCAAGGGUGCCGAGCUGUUUGUCGCAACCAAGAUCGACCCCGUCUUUCUUGUCCUGCCGGCCCUUGCCUUGCAGUCCAAGACCAACGACGCAGACAAGCGCAUGUUCCUCACCAGCGAAGAUCACAUAGACGCGCUGCCCGAGGAAGGCACCAACCUAUCGGAAAUCUUGCGGUGGAAGGGUGUGAGAGAAUUAUUGGAGAGUCGCAUGGCAUGUGUAUGCGAUACCGUCGAGGCCGGCGAUGAGACCAUGUUUCGUUUGAGCGAGAAGAAGCUACUCGAGAUGGUGCUCAACAAGGCCAAGCGUAUGACUUUGCCGAAGAGCAUGCACGACAAGUUCGUCAAGAAGGCCCUUGAGGCACCAGUUCUGGGCCAGAAAAGUUUGGCGCCCAAGGGUGCUGCUGCGCCAGCCGACGCGGCCCAGGAAGACUCUGACGGGGCCUCGACACCACAAACCGAGUCCAACGACUCGCAAUCCUCAGUCGCCACUACAGACAGCAUAGUAUCACAAGCCUCAACCGCUGCGACCUCAACAACUGGAGAUGAUGCGGAUGCUUCUGCUGCUCCCGAACAGGUGGUCGCUGCCAUCGAGGCGUCUGAGAAGGUGAUCAAAUUGCAAGAGCUGAGGGUGGCUUUCAACUUUGUAUGCUCUAGCUACCUCCCUCCGACAAUCACAACUGUAAUCAAAGACCUGCUCUCGGCAAAAUCCGGCACUUUUUCUCAAUUUGUCGACUUCAAGCCCCUGGACGAUUACCUUGCUCGUCUCACAAAGCUUCGACAAGAGGCUUUACUUACCAGGUCUGCCUCGGACUUUUCGCGAAAGCGCGCUCUGGAUGAGGAGCAGGAGGAGCGUAACGAGAAGAGAAGAAAGAUGGAAGAGGAGGACAAGCGCAAGAAGGCGAACGAGAGUAGGGGAGUCAAGCAGUUGAAGAAGGUCAAUGUCAGUGGCAUGAAGAAGCUGAGCGAGUUCUUCAAGAAAAAAUAA
Messenger RNA from Pyricularia grisea, 1341 nucleotides. RefSeq lists its product as uncharacterized. The transcript has a single exon. Gene Ontology annotation, biological process: ribonucleotide metabolic process; RNA catabolic process. NCBI's taxonomy places the organism in Eukaryota, Fungi, Ascomycota, Sordariomycetes, Magnaporthales, Pyriculariaceae. The record is from RefSeq and is a predicted model, not a curated record. The coding region runs from base 1 to 1341 and encodes 446 amino acids. Gene Ontology annotation, cellular component: ribonuclease H2 complex; nucleoplasm.